AUGUAUUGCUUUCAAUUAACUGAAGUUAUUUUUGAGAGAGAUUCAAAUAUUUCUUACAUCGAUUCUACAGCAUUUGAUAUAUGCCCAAAAUUAGAAACAUUUAUGAUACCAGACUCAUUUCAUACAAUUUCAGGUGUACUGAGUAAUAUCCCCAAAACAAUAAAAAAGAUAAUACUUCCUGGGACAACCAUUGAGACAAUUCCUCGACAUUGUUUUAUUCAAUUUGUAAACCUUGAAUCAAUUGAGGCAAAUGAAUACACAUAUAUAAAGAACACAGAAUAUUAUGCUUUUUCGACUAUUAAAAAUCUUAAAACAGUGAAUUUAAAUUGUUCUGUUUAUCUCAAUGAUUACUCAUUUUAUAACUGUCAAAACUUGCUGAAUGUUUACAUUAAAGAAAUUAGGUAUUUUGGUAUUCUUUCUUUCAAUAAAUGUCCAUCACUUAAAAAUGUUACAAUAAUAGAUUACAAUGGAACAAUCCCAGAUUAUUGUUUUGAAUAUUGCCAAAGAUUAAUUAAUUUCAAUUCAAAUGUUGCUAUAAAAAUUGUUGGAAAUUAUUCAUUCGCACAUUGCAGUCUUUUGGAAUUAGAUUUAUCAUCAUUGAAAACUGUAAAUCACAGUGGAUUUUUGAACUCAAGAAUCAUCAAUUUUCCUGAAAAUAUUGAGUAUAUUGGCGAAAAUGCAUUCAAUCAGUGCACUUUUGUCAAUCCAAAUAUUUCAUUUUCAAAUAAAUUGUCUGAGAUCAGUCCUGGCGCAUUUACUGAAACAAAUGGGCUCAAGCAAGUUAAAUAUUGUGGAAGAAAAGAUUUUAAUGUUGUUGGAAGUGUAUUUUCCUCGGGAAUUACGAUAUAUGUUUCGCAUCUUUAUCCAGGAUCAAAAUUUUAUGGGGUAAUAGUAACAAAAGGGAAUAGUGGUAUAUCGUGUGACAUACCACCGCGAACUUUAGACACAAACAUCUAUGCAAAAGGUCUUGGACCUACAAAAUUCCGUCUAUUAAGACGUCAUUAA
Trichomonas vaginalis G3 is the source of this 1005-nucleotide messenger RNA. RefSeq names its product leucine-rich repeats (6 copies)-containing protein. The transcript has a single exon. NCBI's taxonomy places the organism in Eukaryota, Parabasalia, Trichomonadida, Trichomonadidae. The record is from RefSeq and is a predicted model, not a curated record. The coding region runs from base 1 to 1005 and encodes 334 amino acids.